Molecule: messenger RNA, 7844 nt
Organism: Hippoglossus stenolepis (Pacific halibut)
Lineage: Eukaryota; Metazoa; Chordata; Actinopteri; Pleuronectiformes; Pleuronectidae
Product: Down syndrome cell adhesion molecule-like protein 1 homolog
Exons: 35
Coding region: 182-6451 (2089 amino acids)
Biological process (GO): axon guidance; dendrite self-avoidance; homophilic cell-cell adhesion
Cellular component (GO): plasma membrane; axon
Molecular function (GO): cell-cell adhesion mediator activity
Source: RefSeq, a predicted model, not a curated record
CGGUACUUGCUCCGCGGCUCGUUGCUCGGCGUCGGAGAGUGUGGGACCAGGGCUGGAGAGACCGCCGGGGAGCAUCAGCAGAACCAGUCCAGCACGGAGCCUCGCCUGGCCGACCGCCGCGCCGUGCACUCUUCUCGGGGACUGCACAACAUUCCUGUGAAAUAUAACUGCUUUUAAUGGCAUGUGGCUUGUAACUUUACUUCUGCUGUAUUCUUUGCAAGAAGUCAACAGUGAGGAUGUUGUCUCUACACGGCUGUACUUUGUGAACGCCUCCCUGCAGCGGGUGACCUUCUCCAGCUCGGUGGGGGUGUCCCUGCCCUGCCCUGCGGGCGGCGCCCCCCAUGCCGUCCUGCGCUGGUACCUGGCCGCCGGAGACGACAUUUACGAUGUGCCCCAUAUCCGCCACGUGCAUGCCAACGGCACCCUCCAGCUCUACUCCUUCUCUCCCUCCGCCUAUAACAGCAUUAUCCACGACAACGAGUACUUCUGCACUGCUGAGAACCAGGCAGGAAAGAUCCGAAGCCCCAGCAUCCACAUCAAAGCAGUGUUCAGGGAGCCCUACACAGUCCGUGUGGCCGACCAGCGCUCCAUGCGGGGUAAUGUUGCUGUGUUCAAGUGCCUCAUCCCCUCAGCCGUCCAGGAGUACGUCAGUGUGGUGUCUUGGGAGAAAGAUACUGUCUCCAUCAUCCCAGGCAACCGUUUCUUCCUGACCUCAUUUGGCGCUAUGUAUAUCUCAGAGGUGCAGAAGGAAGAUGCUCUGUCCACCUACCGCUGCAUCACAAAGCACAAGUACAGUGGAGAGACUCGCCAGAGCAAUGGAGCCAGGCUCUCUGUUAUGGACCCUACGGAGUCCACCCCGUCAGUGCUGGACAGUUUCCAGUCCGGUGAGGUGCAGGUGGGAAACAGUGUGGAACUGCCCUGCGUCGCAUCGGGAUACCCCAACCCCACCAUCCGAUGGCUGAAGGAUGGUCGGCCACUCCCCGCAGACACCCGCUGGACACGGCGCAUCACGGGCCUCACCAUUUCAGACCUGAGGCUCGAGGACAGUGGCAACUACAUCUGUGAGGUCACCAACAGCUUUGGUUCCAAAGAGGUGACAGGUCAUCUCAAUGUCAUAGAGCCACUGCGGGUCACCUUGUCUCCCAAGAAUCUGAAGACAGGGAUCAGCAGCACAGUCAUACUCUCCUGCGCCGUCCAGGGUUCCCCCCACUUCAUUGUGUCCUGGUACCGGAACACAGAACCCGUCAUACCCGAUCAGCACUUUUCCAUCCAGGGAGCUCACAAUGAGACAUUGUUCAUUUCCGCUGCACAAAAGAGACACUCGGGAGCUUACCAGUGCUUUGCUACACGCAAGGCCCAGACUGCCCAGGACUUCUCCAUCAUACUACUGGAAGAUGGCACACCCCGUAUUGUUGCCUCCUUCAGUGAGAGGGUGGUGGUCCCGGGUGAACCGUUCUCCUUGAUGUGCGCCGCCAAGGGAGCACCUCCUCCGACCAUCACCUGGACCCUGGACGACGAGCCCGUGGCCCGAGACCUGUCGCGCGUCAGGGCCAGCCAGUACACGCUCUCCGACGGCAGCACUGUCAGCCACGUCAACGUCAGCAGCCCGCAGAUUCGUGAUGGAGGAGUGUAUCGGUGCGCCGCACGAAACUCGGCCGGUAGCGCCGAGUACCAAGCGCGCAUAAACGUAAGAGGUCCCCCAAGGAUACGGCCCAUGAAGAACAUCACGGCAGUGGCCGGAAGAAACAGUUUUAUAAAUUGCCGGGUGAUUGGGUAUCCUUACUACUCAAUCAACUGGUACAAGGAGGGACUUCUGCUGCCUGAUAACCAUCGACAGGUGGUGUACGAGAAUGGGACCCUGAAGCUCAGCGAUGUUCAGAAGGGGAUGGACGAGGGGGCCUACGUCUGCAGCGUGCUCAUCCAGCCGCAGCUGUUCAUCACGCAGACUGUUUAUAUCACUGUCAAAGUUCCUCCACUGAUCCAGCCAUUUGACUUUCCUCCGACUUCCAUCGGUAAAUUGAUGUACAUCGCCUGCGUGGUGUCGUCUGGUGACAUGCCCAUUCGCAUCGCGUGGCGCAAGGACGGGCAGGAGAUCGUAGCCUCCUCGGGCAUCACGAUCGACACCAAGGAGUUCAUGAGUUCCCUCCAGAUCUCCAAGGUGUCGCUCAAGCACAACGGCAACUACACCUGCAUCGCCAGCAAUGACGCUGCCACUGUCAGCACAGAGAGGCAGCUCACAGUCACUGUGCCUCCUCGAUUUGUGGUGCAGCCCAACAACCAGGACGGGAUCUAUGGGAAGGCAGGGAUCCUGAACUGUUCUGUUGAUGGAUACCCUCCCCCCAAGGUCAUGUGGAAGCAUGCCAAAGGAACCCUAGCAGGGAUCGGGAACCCGCAGCAGUACCACCCUGUGCCUCUGACUGGCCGCAUCCAGAUCAUGACUAACGGCUCGCUACUCAUCAGACACGUCCUGGAAGAGGAUCGCGGCUUCUACCUGUGUCAGGCCUCCAACGGCGUGGGCUCCGACAUCAGCAAGAGCAUGGUUCUCACCGUUAAAAUCCCGGCGAUGAUCACCAGUCACCCCAACACCACCAUGGCGAAGAAGGGUUACGUGAAGGAGCUGAACUGCACCGCCAGGGGAGAGUGGCCCAUCAUCAUCCGCUGGGAGAGAGGCGACACUGUCAUUGACCCUGACCGCAACCCCCGGUACUCCAUUACCACCAGUCCCAACGAGAAGACCGACGAGGUGUUGUCUACACUCAGGCUAAAGCCAGCCGAGCGUGAGGAUUCAGUCUUCUUCUCCUGUCACGCCAUCAACUCUUACGGAGAAGGACGAGGCCUUAUCCAGCUCACCGUGCAAGAGCCCCCAGACCCUCCGGAGCUGGAGGUGCGAGAAGUGAAGGAUCGCAGUAUGAACCUCAGGUGGACACAGAGAUUUGAUGGGAACAGCAUCAUUACUUCCUAUGAUAUUGAGUAUAAGAACAAGACAGAUACCUGGGAGCUGAAGCACGCCACUCGAAACAUCUCCCCCAGCAACAAUCAGGCCAACAUUGUGGACCUUCACCCCGCCUCCGUCUACAGCAUCCGCAUGUACUCCUACAACGCCAUCGGAAAGAGCGAGGCCAGUAAGGAGCUCACCAUCAGCACAGAGGAAGCGCAGCCGGAUGGUCCUCCAAUGGAAGUGAUCCUGCAGCCUGUGACCUCUCAGAGUAUCCGAGUCACCUGGAAGGCUCCCAGGAAAGAGCUGCAGAACGGCGUGAUCCGUGGUUACCAGAUCGGUUACAGAGAGAACGGCCCCGGCAGCAACGGCCAGUACAGCAUCGUGGAGAUGAAGGCCACUGGAGACAGUGAGGUCUACACGCUGGACAAUCUGAAGAAGUUUGCUCAGUAUGGCGUCGUCGUCCAGGCCUUCAACAGAGCCGGCACAGGGCCCUCGAGCUCCGAGAUCAAUGCCACGACAUUGGAAGAUGUGCCCAGCCAGCCGCCUCAGAACGUGCGAGCCAUUUCCGUAACAUCAGACGAGGCAGUGAUCACAUGGGCGGAGCCACCCAGGCUGACGCUGCACGGCGUACUGAAGGGAUACCGCGUCGUGUUCUGGACUGUUUUCCCGGAUGGAGAGUGGGGCGAAAUGCAAAACAUCACAACCACCAGGGAGCAGGUGGAGCUCAGGGGCCUGGAGAAGUUCACUAACUACAGCAUCCAGGUGCUGGCCUACACCCAGGCUGGGGACGGAGUCCGGAGCAACGUCCUGUACAUCCAAACCCGUGAAGACUACCCUGGACCCCCAGCUGGCAUCAAAGCUGUGCCCUCCUCCGCCAGCAGUGUGGUGGUGUCCUGGUUGCCCCCCCACAAGCCCAAUGGAAUCAUCCGCAAGUACACCAUCUACUGCUCCAGCCCUGGGUCAGGCCAACCGCUGCCCAGCGAGUAUGAAGCCAAUCCCGAGCUGCUGUUCUACAGAAUCACCCACCUCAACCACCGGCAGCAGUACCUGAUCUGGGCCGCAGCCGUCACCACGGCAGGCCGGGGAAACUUCAGCGAGAAGGUCACAGUGGAGCCAGCGGCCAAGGCCCCGGCUAAGAUCCUGUCAUUUGGGGGAACCGUGACCACUCCUUGGAUGAAAGAGGUGCGGCUGCCCUGUAGCUCAGUGGGAGAACCAACACCAUCCAUAAAGUGGACCAAAGACAGUGAGGACACAGCCAUCCCAGUGUCUCUAGAUGGACAGCGUCUCAUUAUGGCCAAUGGGACACUAGUGCUGCGCUCUGUCAAAGCUGAAGAUUCUGGUUACUACACCUGCACGGCCACUAACACGCUGGGCUUUGACACUAUUAUAGUCAACCUUUUGGUUCAAGUCCCUCCAGACCAGCCUCGUCUAACCGUCUCCACCACCUCCACCUCCUCCAUCACUCUGGCCUGGAUACCAGGAGACAACGGAGGCAGCUCUAUCAGAGGUUUCGUGCUGCAGUACUCUGUGGACAACACGGAGGAAUGGAAGGAUGUUUUCAUCAGCUCCAGUGAGCGCUCCUUCAAACUGGACAACCUGCGCUGUGGCACCUGGUACAAAGUGAAGCUGGCGGCCAAGAACAGUGUCGGAGCCGGACGCAUCAGUGAGAUCAUCGAGGCAAAGACUCACGGACGAGAACCCCAGUUCAACAAGGAUCAGCCGGUGUUCACCCACAUCAACUCCAGCCACGCCCGCCUCAACCUGCAGGGCUGGGCCAGUGGAGGCUGUCCAAUCAGCGCUGUCACACUGGAGUUCAGACCAAAAGGAACGUGGUCAUGGCAGAAUGUGCGCACCAAUGCCACCACAGACGUGUUCCUGGCCGAGCUGCGUGAGGCCACCUGGUACGAGUUGAAGAUGAAAGCGUGUAACAGCGCCGGCUGCGGCAACCAGAGCUCCCAAUUUGCAACACUGGACUAUGAUGGCAGCACAAUCCCACCAAUCAAAUCCCCCCUGGAAAAGAACGACGAUGUCAAGAAGCUGUUUUCUAUUGGCUGCCCUGUAAUCCUGGUCACUGUGGGUGUUGCGCUACUCUUCAUCAUUCGCAGGAAACGCAAGGAAAAGCGGCUGAAGAGACUAAGAGAUGCCAAAAGCCUGGCUGAGAUGCUGAUCAGUAAAAACAACCGCAGCUUUGACACCCCAGUGAAGGGCCCCCCUCAGGGCCCACGGUUGCACAUAGACAUCCCCAGAGUGCAGCUGCUGAUUGAGGACAAAGAAGGCAUCAAGCAGAUCGGUGAGGACAAGGCCACGAUCCCUGUGACAGACACAGAGUUCAACCAAACAAACCCUCAGAGCUUCUGCACAGGUGUGUCCGUCCAUCACCCCGCCCUCAUCCAGAACACCGGCCCUUUGAUUGACAUGUCAGACAUCAGACCAGGAACCAACCCAGUGUCGAGGAAGAGUGUCAAGUCGGCCCACAGCAUCAGGAACCGCUACUCCAGUCAGUGGACUCUGACCAAGUGCCAGGCCUCCACGCCAGCACGCACUCUCACCUCGGACUGGCGCACAGUUGGCUCCCAGCAUGGCAUCACUGUCACGGAGAGUGACAGCUACAGUGCCAGCCUCUCACAAGACACAGAUAAGGGUCGCAACAGCAUGGUGUCGACAGAGAGCGCCUCCUCCACCUACGAGGAGCUAGCAAGAGCAUAUGAGCAUGCCAAGCUGGAGGAACACCUGCAACAUGCCAAAUUCGAGAUUACAGAAUGCUUUAUCUCUGACAGCUCAUCUGACCAGAUGACCACAGGUACCAACGACAACGCAGACAGCAUGACGUCCAUGAGCACGCCAUCAGAGCCUGGUAUCUGCCGUUUCACUGCCUCGCCACCUAAACCACAGGACUAUGACCGUGGCAAGAAUGUAGCUGUGCCCAUUCCACAUCGCGCCAAGAGUGACUACUGCAACCUCCCCCUCUACAUGAAGUCAGAUCCCUUCUUCCGAAAGCAGUCGGAGCAUCAUGACCCAUGUCCAGUGGUUCCACCGCGUGAAGCCUCUAUUCGUGGCCUGGCCCAACGUGCAUACCACACCCAGGGCCGUCAUGUGACUAUGGACUCUGCAAAGCAGCAGGCCCUGACCAUGGGCCACUCUGGCCUGUCCAACCUCACUUCCUCUGGGGCUUCCUCUGGAGGAGCAACAGGAGGUUGUGGGGGGAUGUCUGCUAGCUCUAGCAGCUCCACACUCCCCCAGAGGACUCUCACCAUGCCCGGCUCCUCUGCCUCAGUGGCCCAGAGUGCAGCGGCAGCUGCUGCUGCCACUGCCGCAGCCGCUGGGGCAUCAUCCGGUGGAUGUGGGGCAGUAGGGGCCACAGGAGGGACCCCUGGAGGUGCCUCCUCAUCCUCCUCCAAGAUGGGAGGAUCCAGAGACUCUCUCUUGGAGAGCAGCUCCUCGGGCUUAGGCAGACUACAGAAGCAGAGGGAUGGAGGGGCAGGGGCCUACUCCAAGUCCUACACACUGGUGUAGCCUGCCAUCACCGCGGCCUGUCACUGUAACUCUUUAUAGAAUGCUGGUCAAGCCGGCAGUUGCCUGGAGCUUCUAUGGAGAAGUAGGGUGAGGAACAUACACAUGCACAGCUGACCCGUCAGUGCCUGCGCUGUGCCAGGCUGCAGGGGGCUGGUUGGGUUCCCAUCGACACUACUGUAUGAAGGGGUCAGAGUUGGCUCUCCACAGCACAGGGGUUUGCCUUUCUUUCUGCCUGAUUGCUUUCUAUUAUUAUUGUCAUCUUUCUCUCUUCUUAUUUCAUCACCCUGGAAAUCACUUGCCAAAACAUUAAUGAUUUUAUCCAUUCACUUCAUAUUUUCAUUUUCUGGUAAGGACACUGUACUUAUGCACAAAAUGCUUUCACCGUGCACUGUCUUGUCUUCUGCAUCAAGACAGUCGUAGAAUGAACUAGGUUGCUUGAGUUUCACACAGACGAGUGUUAAGGUUUUUAGGUUUUUAACUAUGUUACUUUUCUGGUCUCUGAUGGAAGAAGAGCUCACAUCAGCAUUGUGACACGGCGGGAUGCUUUUACUGUAUGCAUAGACCACCAAGCUUGGGGUUGCACUGGCUCUGAGAGGUUACUCCAUCAUGGAUUCAUACAUUAAAGGCAGUGGAAGGACUGUGGUCUCAAUACCAGUUUUGAGACAAGGGGGGUGAUUUUCUUAUACAUGCAAUGGAUGACACAGCUUAUUGGUCUUAAUUGAUGUUUUUAUAAACAGGCUCAAAGCAGAGCCGAUAAAAAAUGUCAAGCUUUGUCAAAUGAAAGAAGAAUCCAAACGUUUUGGGGGGGUUUUCAGCAGGUUUUCCGGUUUAUUUUUCUGAUGACGGAAAUAUAAUCUCGUGCACUAAGAAAAAGUUAGAAUGGAUCCAAGUAACAAACCUUCACAAGCCUGCGAGUGUGUGCGUGUGGGUGUAUAUGUGUAAAUAUAUAUAUGUAUACAUGUGGCAGGCACACACCAACAGUUUUUAUUAAAAUCAAUCUGUAUGCUGACCUCUUGGGCAGACACCUGUGUCCAAAGUGAACAGACCCCCCCACAUUGUUCAUUUUGUACCUGUGAAAGGGGAUUUGGGGACAGAAACGAUGAUGCUUACGAUGUAAACACCAUGAUCCUAAUUUGGUCCAGCAUUUUGACCUUUGUUUUGCUACGUGGGAUUGACAGCAUCACAUAGGAAGUGGGGAAUACUGAGGAGGAAGUUGCUAAAAAAAACGAGCAAGUACAGAUGAUAAGGAAGAGUUUGCUUUCAGAGCGAAGAGAGACCCUUUUACGAUUCAUCGCGGUGCCACAAUACCAUUAUCAUUUCAACUCAUUAUCCCCUUUACCCAUUUAAUCCCUUUCUAUCCUUCCCCAUCUUCGCUUCUCCCCACAGCCCCCAU